Alternaria arborescens is the source of this 1602-nucleotide messenger RNA. RefSeq lists its product as hypothetical. Gene Ontology annotation, cellular component: mitochondrion; cytosol. Gene Ontology annotation, biological process: intracellular glucose homeostasis; glucose 6-phosphate metabolic process; glycolytic process. The coding region runs from base 1 to 1602 and encodes 533 amino acids. The transcript is spliced from 2 exons. The record is from RefSeq and is a predicted model, not a curated record. Gene Ontology annotation, molecular function: glucokinase activity; ATP binding; mannokinase activity. NCBI's taxonomy places the organism in Eukaryota, Fungi, Ascomycota, Dothideomycetes, Pleosporales, Pleosporaceae.
AUGGCGUCGGAUGAUCAACAAGACGCUGCAUCGGCUGCGAUCCAAGCAUUGACCGGCUUUAUCAAUACGAGCACUUUGCUUCCUCUAGCCCAGCAAUUUUCGGCAACUUACAGUCAUCUGGCCAAGUCUUCCACCGAGCACUUUCUAGUCACUCCCGUCACGGCACUACCCACAGGGAAAGAGAAGGGUAAAUUCUUGAGCAUCGAUGUUGGUGGCACGAAUCUAAGAGUCGGAUUUGUUGAGCUAAUCGGAGAGCCAGAUGGCGCCGCAGAGGAUGAGCGGACACGGAGUAGCACGGUUGGCGAAAACGUGUUUGCUCGCAUCAAGAGGAGCCACGACAGAGACUGGCCCAUUGGGGAUCACCUGAAGAUGGACCAAGCUGAAGACUUGUUUGCCUGGAUUGGUGACUGUAUCGCCGAGGUUGUCAAGAGUGCUCUUGAAGAGCAAGAGACCAUGAAAGAUAUCACAUCUCCCCUCGGCGAUGAGAUUCUGCUUGGCAUCACCUUCAGCUUCCCGAUGGCACAAGAUCGUCUUUCAGAAGCGACUCUGCUACCAAUGGGCAAAGGAUUCGCCAUGACUUCGGAUCUGAACCUGGGCAAGAUGCUUCUCGCUGGAUAUGCGCGAUACUGCCACACCAAUGAUGCAGCAAGCCAGCUCAACCAUUCCAAGUCACAAUUACCAAGGAUACGGGUAGCCGCCAUCACAAACGACACAGUAGCAACAUUCGCAUCCCUUGCCUAUGCAGCCAAAGCAGCACCCAACAGCCGCGUUGCCAUGGGCCUCAUCGUCGGUACUGGUACCAACGCAACCGUACCAAUGAAGCCAGAGAGUCUUCAUCCUGAUAAGAGAAGUGCACUCUCAAACCCUGAUGCCGUCGAAACCGUCGUCAUCAACACAGAGUGGACGAUUCGUGGCACGGACAAGCCCUUGGUCGACCUCAACAUCAAAACAUCCUGGGACAUGACACUCGAUGCCAACAGCGAUGCACCGGGCUUCCAACCAUUCGAGUACAUGACCUCUGGGCGGUAUCUUGGCGAGAUUGUACGAUUAGUGUUUGUCGAUGUUGUGUCAAAAGAAGAAAGUGUGCACGUACCAUCGUCACUGAUGCUUAAGAACGCCCUACCAACCCGCUUCCUGUCGGAAGUCGUCGCGCGAAAGGGGGGUCGCAUCGUACAGGAAGAGCUCGAGAGCAGGUACCCAGAUCCUGAAGAUUCGGACGAUUUCUUCUGGACUGUCGACAAGGUGGAGUUGAUACGCGACAUUGCCGAAGCUGUCCAGCAGCGCUCUUCAGCUCUCAUCGCGGCUGCUUGCAUUGGACUCCUGAACUGUGUGGGUGACGUCGCACUAGACAAGCAACAGGCCUCAAGCAACGGUGCUCAUGCAAAAGGGAAACGCGAGAUAGAAGAACUGGUAAUAGCAUACGCCGGAGGAACGAUAUCACAAUACCCCAAGUGGCUACAGACAUGUCAGCAAUGGAUAGAUAUACUCGUCGAGGAGGGUUCUUCGUCGAACAAAAACAAGCAAGUCACGCUCAAGGAGGCCAAGGACGGAGGUAUUGUCGGCGCCGGAGUACUCGCAGGCAUGACAGAUGAGAUAGUAUAA